Molecule: messenger RNA, 1710 nt
Organism: Diachasmimorpha longicaudata
Lineage: Eukaryota; Metazoa; Arthropoda; Insecta; Hymenoptera; Braconidae
Exons: 7
Coding region: 1-1710 (569 amino acids)
Molecular function (GO): nucleic acid binding
Source: RefSeq, a predicted model, not a curated record
AUGCCCCUCACAAAUACAUACGAAGCUGGCAGAUCAACUGAGACUGCAUUGCACCACUUGGUAGGCAUAAUAGAAAACGCAAAGGAAGGGAAGGAGGACACCCUCGGUAUCUUUAUGGACAUAGAGGGAGCCUUCGACAAUACUUCGUUUGACAUGAUGGAGAAAGCGGCGGCAUCACUGGGGAUCGAGGCGUUGGCCACCAAAUGGAUAGCCGCCAUGCCCCGAAUCAGAGUUGUCCACUCCACCCUCGGGGGCAGUGCGGUAAGGGCUGUGGUGGGGAGGGGUUGCCCCCUGCUAUGGCUCCUCGUUGUCGAUGGCCUCCUCACUGGACUCGAAGAACUGGGGGUAAGGACAGUGGCAUCUGCGGACGAUGUGGCACUGAUGGUAACUAGCAGGCACGCGAGCAUGCUACAUAGCAAGAUGCAGCCUGAGGAUAAACUCAGGCAAGACGGAGAUGGUGCACUUUACAAGCAAAAGAAGGGGUGUCGUCAAAGCCCCUCCAUCUACAAUACAGAACUGAACUUCUCUGGGGGAGUCAAAUACAUAGGUCUCUGGCUCGACAAGAAGAUCAGUUGGAAAAAGCAUAUCGCCAUGCAAACCAACACGGUCACUAUAACAUACUGGGCGUGCAGGCGGAUGUUCGGAAGCACAUGGGGGUUAAGGUCGAAGAUAGCAGCCGUUGUGGGGUGGACGGCCUUGAACAAGGCCUGCCACAGGAAAGCGGUGGACAGAGUAGGCAGGCUUGCGAUGCUGGGCAUAACUGGGGCCCUUCGAACGACCCCGAGCUCAGCAUUGGAGGCCCUGCUCUUCAUGCAACCGCCUCACCUAAUCAUAAGGGACGAGGCGACAAAAUCGGCUACGAGAUUGCGGCUACAGGGAACGUGGAAGGAAGCCAGGGCUGGGCGUGCUCGUGUCAUCAGCGAAGCCAGAGAGCUGCAAGGGCUUCUGUCGCGAGGAAAGUACGCGCAUUGGGCGCCGCCCCAGGGGCUAGUCUGGUAUACAGAUGGAUCUGGGGUGAGCGAACGAGCAGGAGCGAAAGUGUGGUCUCAGGGGCCCGCAAUAGCGAUAGCCAUCAGACUGGAGUCGCACGCAACCGUGCUCCAGACAGAGCUGGCUGCCCAGAGGACCUGUGCCAGGAUGAUCCUGGAGAGAGGGGACAAGGGCAAAAAGAUCGUUAUCUACUCAGACAGCAGACGCGCGCUGAGGGCAAUACUCAAAUACGAGUGUUGCUCAAAAUUAGUGGGCAAUGAGAAAGACGAUGAGCUAGCUAACAACGGGUGCAGGAGGGACCCUCAGGGGAAAGUUGAGCACCUAGGCGUGCAAAAGGACUUUGUGAAGGAGCUAGUCAAGGAACGUGGGGAAAGGAGGAUUGUGGAUAGGGCUAAGCUCCGAGCUAUAGCGGGGCUUAUCACUGGGCAUUGGACCCUGACUCUGUACCUAUCGAGAAUAGGUAAAGGGACUGACCCCCGAUGCAAAAGAUGCGGGUUGACGGAGGAGGAUCCUCGUCACCUAUGCACAAGAUGCAGCGGGCUCGAUGAAGUCAGAUGGGACGUUUUUGGAUCUGCAUGCACAGAUAUACAUGUCAACAGGAACGGUAUGAAGGGGCUCUACGAAUUUACGCGUAGGGCACACGUACUCGAGGCCACUUGUGACGAGGCAGAUUUUUUCGCCCUUUCCCCGCCUUUUAAAAAUACUCCACUGAGUGGCUAG